Messenger RNA from Angiostrongylus costaricensis, 699 nucleotides. Lineage: Eukaryota; Metazoa; Nematoda; Chromadorea; Rhabditida; Metastrongylidae. The record is from the annotation of a GenBank genome assembly.
AUGGUGGACUUAAUUCUGUGUUGCCUUACACCAUUGAGCGCUCAAAUGCUUCUUAACGAGAAAACAAUUGAUUGUCAACGGAAAGCUAUCCAUUUUGCUGCUAUUAGUGGGCAGCCAUGUCAACUCAAUGUUCUUCUUAAACACGGUACGAACACUAACGAUUUCGACCAGUCUAAACAAGCACCAAUACAUUAUCUCGUUGAACGGAACAAUGUUCUCAUGGUACGCCAGCUUAUGUGGUAUGGCGCUGAUUUGUCUUUAGUAGAACCAUCUACUUCAAGAAUUCCAUCCGAGCUUUAUAACGUAGAUAACGGAGAGGUGUGCUCGUACAUACAAACAAGGAUGAACGCUUUAGAACGUAUUAUGGCGACCUGGUUAAAGGCUAUUUGUGCAGGGAAACUCCAACUUCGUGAUGCAGUUACCACUUUACAUAGUAUUCGUUUUCUUCAGUAUGGUGAAGAUAGUCGGCGUGACGAAACACAGAAACUACUGUUAAGUCUGAGAAAGGAUGUCGUGAAGACGUUAUCUGACGAUGAGCAGCUGGUGGUCUUUAUGUUGCCUGUUGCGUUUACACCUCAAGAUUGUUUAAUGCCGCCGGGAUACCCACAUAUUGUUAGAACAGAGAUGUGCGAAACAGUGUUUUCCGACUUUAAGCAACCUAUAUCUCUCAUGCAAACACCGACGUCAGUACUUUCAUAA